AUGACAUGCUACUUGUUCCACAUUGUAAGCCCAUCUCUGUCAGUUGCAAAUGCGCCGUGGCUUGCGAGCCGCUUAUCGCUCAUCGACCAAAGCCUUCUGAGAUCCAACAAAUCAGUCCCUAACAGCAGAAUUGUGGGCUUUAUCGAUGGCACGCACGUCAAGAUUGCGAGGCCGCAUGGAAGUUCUGAAUUGCAAAAUUCAGCGUAUAGCGGGCAUCAAAAAACUCAUAUCUUGAAGUAUCAAGCGGUGACAACGCCUGAUGGUAUUUGCAUAGAUUUAGCAGGACCCUUCGCUGGUAGUCAGCACGACUCCUUUCUUUUAGCAAAUAGCGGCUUAUACGGAAGAUUGAAGCCAGCUCUAAAGAUCAGUAGCGUUCAAUACAGAAUAUACGGGGAUCCUGCGUAUCGGAGUUCUGACGUGCUCACGGUGGGCUUUAAAGGACAGAAUCUGACAGCUGCCGAAAAAAACUACAACAAAACCCUGGCGAAAUCUCGUGUUUCGAUAGAGUGGUUUUUGGUGCGGUAAAGAACAACUUCCAGAUUUUCAAUGCCCUGGGAAAACUGAAAGUAGGUAGAGUGAGAUUUUGCGGUGCGUACUUUACCAUCGCUGUCUUUCUGACAAACCUCAAACAUUGUCUAGAAGGAUCGCAAGGAUCCAAGUACUUUGGUAUUGACCCACCAUCCUUCGAGGAAUUCACGAGUAGGCUCAAAUUUCCAAAAUAUUUUGACAAUUUUAUUAUCGAUAAUCAAGGAGAGGGCACUUACUACUCUAGACAGUAUGAGCACUUAAGCUUUGAUCAACUGGAAAACCUUGCUUGA
Messenger RNA from Lachancea sp. 'fantastica', 818 nucleotides. The record is from the annotation of a GenBank genome assembly. NCBI's taxonomy places the organism in Eukaryota, Fungi, Ascomycota, Saccharomycetes, Saccharomycetales, Saccharomycetaceae.